AUGCUUCGAAUUGUCACCUUCCUCAGGGCGGCAAUGUCAGAGGCCCAAACGUGCCUUCUGUUUUUUCCAGGAACAACACUGAACCUGUUGAAAUUUCCAAUUAUUAAUCCUACAUGUGACAGGAUAUUCCGAAGGCAGGAGAGGCUGAAAGAGGAGGCAGCAAAAACAGAAGAUCAGCUAAGCAGUGAAGAAAAAAAGUACCUUAAUCACCUUAAAAAGCAAGGUUACUUAGUGGGAAGAGUUGGAAGAACAUUUCAACGGCAGAAGUCUAGCCCUGUGGUUGACUUUGACCCUGACAUGCUCUCAUACAGCAUAGAUGAAGAUCCCAGGCAUUCCCCUAGGAAGCAUGAGGAAAGGGAAGAGUUCACACACAACGAAGUGAAGGAUGCUCGCUGGUGUUUUGACACUCCAGGGAUUGUAAAGGAAAACUGCGUUUUAAAUCUCCUGACAGAGAAAGAAGUAAAGCUGGUUUUGCCAACACAUGCCAUCAUUCCACGGACCUUCAUUCUCAAGCCAGGAAUGGUCUUGUUUUUAGCAGCCUUGGGACGUGUAGACUACUUACAGGGAGAAAAGCCUGCCUGGUUUUCUGUCGUGGCUUCUAACCUGUUGCCAGUCCACAUUGCUACCCUGAGUAACGCAGAUGCUAUCUACGAGAAGCAUGCUGGCCAAGAGUUACUAAAGGUUCCCAUGGGUGGGGAAGAGCGAAUGAAAGAGUUCCCCCCACUUGUCCCUCAGGACAUUACACUGGAAGGAAUUGGUACCACUGAGGCAGUUGCAGAUAUCAAGCUUUCCUCUGCAGGCUGGGUGGCAGUGACAGCUCACGCAGAAGAGAAACUGCUGCUCCGAGCCUAUACUCCCAAGGGCACCGCGUUGGUGGUGCGGGAGCCUCCCCUUUUGCCGUACAUCAGUACCAUCAAAGGGGCCCGGAUCGCAGGCACUGCUGCUUAUAGGACCAAAAAGCCUCCUUCCCUGGUGGAGAACCUGAAAACCACGGGGAGGCAAUAGCACUUCUCAUCGUCUGAGCAAGGUAGAAGACAGAACAGCCUGUGGAGAACCUUGUUGUUUACUGAUAUUCAGGAGGGCUUGGACUCCUUUUUAAAGGCGGACAGGCACGUUUUUGAAAGCCGGCCUGGGGGGAAGUAAAGCACCUGAUUCAGGACUCCACAAGUCCACGCCUGAUCCAGCAACUGAACCGCAGCCAUUUUGAAUGAGCUGAGUGGCUGGUACCUUGCUAUGAGAGGUGAAACAGCUUCUCCCUGGGACCUGCCAGUAUCUAUGAGCAAAUCCCUUUACCUGUUCCCUCUUGAAAUACAGGAUGGAAACUCACCUGCCUGCCCUGGGCUGCCUUUGCUGGUUAUAGAGUAGGUCUUCUCUUGCGGACAUGCUCCCACAGGUCAGAAACCAUCACCUUGUUCUUGGAGGCUUUACGGUGUUUCCAGAGUUGAAGGAGGUAGAGGGAGUGGGGAGGAGCGGGGAAUGCUCCAGCGUGGGUAUGACCCUCCUAGUGGCUGAUAGUAAUUCAACAACAUUGACCCCAAAGGGGUCCUUUCAGUCCUUCAACAUCUUGGGGAGAUGAGGGAGUGCAGCGCCCUGCUUUUGGAUACAGGAAAGGUGAAUUAAUGAAAAGUAGGCUGCUUAUGUGCCUGAAGAGGAAACUUCUGCAACUCACUGCUCUGAUUUGGUUUCUGUAGUUUGUAUAAAGGUUUCUGAAACUGAGGGUGUAAAAUAAAACUUUUCAAAGA
Messenger RNA from Pygoscelis adeliae (Adelie penguin), 1742 nucleotides. RefSeq names its product nitric oxide associated 1 (gene NOA1). The record is from RefSeq and is a predicted model, not a curated record. The transcript has 7 exons. Lineage: Eukaryota; Metazoa; Chordata; Aves; Sphenisciformes; Spheniscidae. The coding region runs from base 1 to 1005 and encodes 334 amino acids.